AUGGAACCACAAGACACCUUCCUGCGCUCACAGCAGCUUAGUAUCGACCCCACGGCGCGGGUCGUCAUCCGCUACCGCGCCGAGUGUCUCACCGGCCUUGUGCCGUCUCGAGUCAGCGACCACCUCAAGCGCAAGCACGAUAUACCAGCAGAGGUGCGAGGCCAGAUUGGGAAGCUCCUGGGCCAGAGCACGCCAAAAAUACAAGAUCCCGCGUCUACCGGCUGCCACGAAGAGCAGCAGAGGAACCUAGGCGUCAAGCCGGAGGCCAUGUUCAAGCCCGUCUACCUGCAGGCGUGGAUGCGUAACCCGCCAAAGAGACAUUACUGGGUCGUCUGCAAAGACGGGGACGAUACUCGUCCGGUCGACGGCCGGCAGGCGCUCGACCACCUCGAGGGCCUGCGGCUCAGAGAAAACGAGCGCAGCCAGGCCAUGGCGGCUGCCGGGGCAACGGCAACGCUCGGUGGAGACCCGGCAUACCCGGAGGCCCGCCCCUGGCUCGACCGGACGAGGUGGGAGUCGACGUACGGGGAGGUGCACCGGCCGCUCCUGUGGGCGCUGGCGUCGAUGCCACCCAAGGCCACGGCGCAGCGCGCGCUCGUCAUGGGCUGCGCCGGGACGGGAGAAGGCAGGGCGCGACUAGAGCACGAUAUGAUAAGCACGGCCGACGAUGAGUGGAAGAUUGCCGUGAUCGCAAUGGCUGUGGUGAGCAUCUUAGAGAGUCGGGCGAAGUAUUUUUCGGUCCUAAAGCGCUUCGUUGCUAUGGUGUUCCGCGCGUCUCGAAUGCCUACGCGUGCGCGCUGCAGGGCCGCACGUAUCCGGCUAAAAGAGCAAGAGGAUCUUAUCAGCGCCGUGUGGGAGCACGACGUCUGGGCACAGGAUCAUGUGACGUCCGCAUGGUUCUGGGGCCAGGGCCGGGAAGACGAAGCAGACGGCGUGGAAGAGGAGUCUGACGACGACUUAUCUAAGGAGGAAGGCUGGUUGGAGGGCAGCAUAGGCGAUGGCCUGGACGGGGUAUACAGCGAAGACGAAAGCGAUGACGACGCUGAACCAAUCGACGAAGCUCCGACUCCAGCUAAGAUCCGGCUGCACCCGGCCGCCGCCGACAUGCUUGAGCGACUCUUUGGCCUCAUUAUGGCGUUCUGCACGGAAGAGGUCACCGACGGCCGGCCGGCAUCCACUCUGCUUGUCUAUUUCAGCGGUAUUCUAGGAUUUGCUAAGGACUGCGCUAGGUUCCUCCCGGCAAAGUCGUAUACGCCGCACCUUGCUGGGAUGGUGUACGUCCAGCGGCUGCUCUUCCUCGAGUACGCACUUCCUGCCAGGCGGCACGGCGUUCUCGGCAUAGAUCAGCGCCUGCGAACAGAUCAGCUUCCCCGGCUGCAACAGGUCAGGCGGGCUCACAUGGUCGUGGGCGCGCAGUCGCCGUUCGAGGAGAUGAGCUCGCUCAUGGCAUAUGGCAGGGUUGUCGCCAGCUCGGACGCGCCUUCCUUCCUCCUACGCGCUGUGGGGGCAGGAGAGCCUUGGGAGCGGCUGUCUGGAACCUGGUGGCGCCGGGCUUGA
This is a messenger RNA of Verticillium dahliae VdLs.17, 1557 nucleotides long. RefSeq lists its product as uncharacterized. The record is from RefSeq and is a predicted model, not a curated record. The transcript is spliced from 3 exons. Bases 1 to 1557 code for a protein of 518 amino acids. Lineage: Eukaryota; Fungi; Ascomycota; Sordariomycetes; Glomerellales; Plectosphaerellaceae.